AUGGCGGGCAGCGACGUGGCGUGUGAGGGGCCCACGCGGAGGGGAGGCGCGACCCGGAGACCCGGGGCUCCCGGCGGGCUGCGCAGCCAGGCAGCGGCCAGCAGCUCUGAGCCGCUGUCCGCUGCUGAAGCUCCGGCCGAGCGCGGCGCGCUGCCCGCCUGGAUGCGCCUGUACUUCUACGGGAUGCACGGCAUCACCCUGGACGUGCUGGUGUCCUCCGCCAGGCGCUUCGCCCGCAGCCUGGACCUGCGGAUGCUGGGCUUCUCAUCGCCCUACCGCUGCCUCCUGCACUCGCUCACCCACUUCGCCCUGGAGCAGCUCUACCUGCAGCGGCCGCGCUGCCCCAGCGCCUUCCUCUUCAAUUUCCUGCUCUACCCCUGGGCGCACGUGGGGCUGCAGACCCUGGCGGGCCAGGCGAUGCUGCUCAGCCUGGGCGGCGGGCCGGGGGGCGCGGCGGCGGCGCCCGGGGCGCUCGACCUGGCGCUGCAGUACGUACUGGCGCUCUACCACGGCCAAGUGUUCCUGAAGCGCUUCCUGCGUUUGCGGUACCCGCGGCAGCGCCAGCAGCAGACCAGGGACACGCUACCGGCAGCCCCGGACGCCCGAGUCCUUUUGGAGGCUGGUGGCCGGCGACAAGGACCCCGCGGCCCCAAGGGCGCCGAAGGGGCCCCUAGCCAAGGACUGCCAGACUUCCUCCGCUUCCUUUUCUUCGGAAUGCACGGCUUUCUGGAUGAGAUCUUCUUCACCUUCUUCUUCAAUGUGCUGGGGCAGGGGGACGGGGCCAGCGGUGGACACACGUCGCUCUGGUCCUUCUUCAUGUAUGGCAGUUGUAGUUUUGUGGUGGAGAAACUCUACUUCCAUCUUCAUUACAGCCGUGGCUGGGGCACCUGGAAGCGGGUGCCCAUCUAUGUGAUCUUUAUCUAUGCCUGGGAGUUGUCCUGGGGUCUGGGGCUUCGCAUGUGUGGGGCCUGUUCCUGGGACUAUUCUCACUAUCCACUCAAUUUCAUGGGCCUCAUCACUCUGAUGUAUUUACCUGGUUGGCUGUUCCUUAGUGUGUACCAGGACCUACUGUCCAACGUGUUGUGGCGGGUGCAGUACGUCCCAACAAGCUAAGAUUGGGAGAAAAAAAAAAGAAGAAGAAGAAAAGAAAGGAAGAAAGGAACAUGACGAUUGGAUGCAAUUUAUUUUUACACAUUUAAAACGAGGUGGUUUUCAGUCUUUUAAUUUUUAUACACUUUACUAAACUCUUCCAACUUGUUUUACUUGACGUUUUAGUUUUCCAGACUGCUUGGAAUCGAUAUGUAAAGUUCAAUACAUUGAAGUGUUACUCAAAACUAACUCAAAAUAUUUAACUCAUCAAUAAUUUAAACCUUUUCGAGGUCAGACAGCUAAACCACUCUACCUUAACAUCAGAAACCGGUAAUAUUCACUGAACCUCAAAGCGUGAUAAGUACUUACUUUUCUGUUCUUCUAUGAAAGUUUUCAGAUCAGAGAACAAUGGUUUUUACAAGUUCCUGAUUUAAUGAGCUGUUUACUUUCUUUUUAAUUAUUGCAAUUUCAUUUUACUUUCUUGCCAUGUUUACCAAUGGCCGCUGAAACUCCAUGUCUCGUAUGUCCUUCAGAAACUUCAAACCACAGCUCUUAAAGUGCCUCUGUCUAGUAUACAAGUGAGAGGAAGCUGGCAAGUGUGAAAAUAUCCCGUGAACACAUUUUGACGUGAGACGUCCUUGCUGUCGACUCCGACAGGUGACACUGUGUUAAGACAUUUGGUCACCAUCUUGGGAAUGAUUGCUUUCCAGUGUUGGCUAGCCUUAAACACUACUGUGUUAACGUCAAUCAGAACAUGUGUGAUCUAAACUUUUGUAACUGUGUGCGCAAUAACCUAAAUGUUUACCCUCUAUGUCCCAGGGCCAAGUGAAAUUCUACCACCUUCCAUGGGGUCCUAACACUCAGUACCGUUUUUUCUACGCAGAGCUUCAGAUAUAGAAACAGUACCGUGGAAUAAAAUGACUCUCAAUUCUCCCUCUAAUUUCAUUAGGCCUACUUGUUUUUCUAUUUGCUGGUGUGUUUUCACCAUAUCUCUCCCAGUUCUCCCUUACUUUCUUUCCCCUUUCAGGCCCAGAUCUGGGGUCAGGCCCGACAUGGUAACGCACCUUAUAAGUGCAUGAUAGCUUUUUGACAGCUUAUGAUUAAUUAAUGCCUAAAAGCUCCAGAGUUAAAUGAGAUGAUGGAAGCCAUUCUAAGAAAUUAUAUCUAAUUGAUUAAUAAUGCACUCUGAGGGCGUUUGCUGUUUUAUUGUACUUAGAAGAGUGAGGCGAAUGGAGUGUGGCUCAGCCAGGGAUGACUAACAACCUCUCAGCUUUCAGUACAAAGAUAAUUAGGAAAACUUAGACUGUGUACUAAUGAGUCUGAAUUGUCCAAUUGCCUGUGCUGUAAAAAGGGAUGUUUUCUAUUAAAAAAAAAAAAACAGUUUGCUAGGAGAACUGAAGAGAAUGUGUAUUUAGAUUUGACAUCAGGCAUGGUUCUAAUCGUGCUAUAUCAAUCCAUCCUCUGAGGUUAUGAGCUAAAUUAUAAGUAAUGUCAUAUAGUCAACCCCACCUGUAAAAUGGAUGAGGACAAACUAAUCAUUCUCAUCACUCAGAGCUUAAAAGUCAGCUCAAUGUUUGUCAGAGGUUUCUCUUAAAUUCUUUAUGACACUGUACCGGGUCAAAGAUUUCUGAAAAUGCUGGAGGGGAAAAUAUGGAAGUAGACACAGCAGAGUUAGAAAGACGCAGGACAAGGGAUUUGGAAUUCAAAUGUGGCACAUGCACAGGAAUCUGAGUUAAGUAUGGCACCACUGAACACCCCACAUUCCUGUGAAUGUGAGUCAGCUCCAUGGCUGUUGAAAUUGUCCCCACUCACCUCCAGCCUAUGCAUCUCUCAGAGCCACUGAGGAGUCUACUAACUGUCUCCGAGUCAGAAAUCCCCCACUUAGGAACACAAGCCGUUUUAUUUUCCUUUUAAUACUAUGAUCGUCAAGGGGAUAGAGUAAGGUUUUCACUCAUUAGACUUACUCAAGAAAUAGUUACCCAGCCUCCAGUAAUCAGUAGGCACUUCCUACGAUUGUGUAUACAUGAUAAUGAACCAAUAGACAGAUGUCUGUCUUUAUAAAGCUGGAAAUUGACUGUUUGGAUGUUGUGAAAUUAUACUCCUUUUGUUGUUUGCUUGGUUUUUUCAAGACCGCUGUUUCAGUAACAAGUAAUGAGCAGCAGGAUCUAGAAUCUCAUCAGUCCUAUCUUUGAAACAUAGCAAUCCAUCAUUCCUAAAAAAAUAUCCAAACUAACAGUCCCCAUGCUAGUUCUCCAAAUUGCUAGCUGUGUAUACAGGAAGUGAUCAGCCUGGCUGGUAACUCAGUGUAUUGUCUUAGGGCUUCUCGUUUUGCAUUUGUUCCACCUCUUAAAGGAGGCAUUUUGCUGUGAUCUUUGACCCUUCACGAUAAGAGAACCAUCAAAUCAUUGUUAUUAUUAGUAGUUUAGAGGCAGAAAUGCUAAGUCAGUAUGAUAGUUAAUAUUUAAAUAGCAUUUGCUCUCUGAAAAACUUCUCUAAAGUGUGUAUGUAUUAUAUAGAUAUCAAAUUAACAACACAUUCUUACAUACUAUGCCUUAAGUGAAUAUGCAUACAGUAUAUAUUUUAAGUACAUAUUUAUAUGUGUGUAUAUAUUCACUUAAUCUUGCAACAACCCUGCUUUUAUAGAUGAAGGCAAUAAAACUGAAGCCCAAAUGGAUUGAGUAACUACCCAAGCUACACAGCUUUUAAGCAUUUAUAUGUAAGUUAGUGGAUGCUGGACUCCAGUCAGUUCCCAACAGCAGCUUGAUUGUGCCUGUCUACUGGCCUCAGUGAUUUGGAUCAUGUCUGGACUGUUCUUCCCUAUGAUGUUAGAGAUGCACAGACAGCUGUUGUUUGCAAAAGACUCCUGUUGCUUUUUUGUUAUGUGGUGCAUAGCAAAUGAAUUAAUAUCAGGAUAUAUAACUGACAAUCAGCCUUCUUUCACUCCAUAGAUAAUGCCUUUAUAUUUAAGCAGUGCUCUGAAUGGAAGUUCCUCCUAUAAACCAAAAUAAUUUGCAACAUAAAAAUGUAAGGAUAAUAUACCAAGAUGCAAGGUAGGCCAUUAUCACAAGCUAUGAAUAUACAUAUAAUUAAUCACUGCUAUACAUUAAAUAUUGUUCUUAGAGCAGAUAUCAUUGUAAGAACUAACCACCCCAAAAGUGAGAAAGUUUGUAGCCAGGUGUGUUGGCACCCAACUGCAAUGCCAAUACUGAAGAUGCUAAGGCAGAAAGAUUGCAAAUUUGAGAUCACCCUAGGGCACAUAAUGAUAUCUUGUCUUUAAAAAAAAAACCCUCUAUUUUUGCAAAGACAUUGAUCCUGAGUUCUACUGAAGAAAAACAUUCUUAGUAGAAAAAUAUAAAAGUAGCAAGUGUGCUUAACAUAUACAAUGCUGGGAUUUUUUUUUAGAAGUACUUGAAAUUUUAAGUAAAUUCUGUGAAUCUAAAGAGAAAUAUAAACUCUUGAAUUUUCAUGUUAACAAUGAAUAUAGAAGUCCAGAUAUCAAAGAAAAGCUCCAAUAAAGUUGCUAACCUAUUGAGUUAUUUCAAACAUUCCCAUGAUUUGGUGUACUUGAUUAUUUUGUGUUCUGUUAAUUGACAGUUCAUACUUCAACCAAGCAACACACAACAGUUUAGAAACAUAUGACCUGUUUUGUUGUUUGAGAAACAUACUUAAUUGGAUAAUCCUUUCUUCUGACACAUAUUUUAAAAAAUAAUUUUCAUUGUUUUGAAAUAGUCUCUGUCAGUUUGGCAGACCUGGUUCUCUUUAAGAAAGAUAUUGAAAGAGUUUGGUGGACAGGUUGGGCUUACCUUCCAUUUUGAAGGUUCAUAAAACAUCUAUAUAUCUGAACACAGGGAGAACUCAUGACACACUUUGUAGUAAGCCAUUGUACUGAAAUAUCUGACACUGUAAUAAAGGCAGUGUUUCCAUACAUUAAAAGGCAUUGCAACUCUUUACCAUUUCAAUUAAUUUUGAAUACACUAACUCUAACAGUGCUUACUAGAGCUAACUCCUUUACCAAAGGAAAGUUAAAAAACAAAACAUCAUCCAUCAAAUGCAUCAUCCCCUCACCUCCCUUCAUCAAACACAAACACGUAUUCCGUGGUACUAUGAGAGGUGGCAGUUAAGGAUGGUUCUAUUGUGCUGCCAGGACUUUUUUUUUUUUCUACUCGUAGAGUUGGUAGCAGAGGAAGGAACAAAAGUAGCAAUUGUCUCUGUGUCUAAUGAACCCAUUCAUUAGACUUGGCCUCAUUCUCGUUUUUCACACUGCUGCAGCAAGCCAUCACACAGGCAGUUGAUUCCAGUCACAAGCAACCCAGAUUGCAAAACGCUCUGUGGUGUGUGAAGAGAAAGCUUUCUGGUGAAAACACUUUCUCAGAAUGUAGAAAAAAAUGCAAAUAUGGAUAUUUCUCUUAAUUUUAAAAUGAACUUUUUAAGAUUACCAGACAGGGAGGGGAGUAGGAAUGACUUGUCCAUAUACAGAACUGGUUAAUUUUCUUUGUACCUUUGAAGUUUCCCAAGACGUAAAACUUCUCGUGAAACAAUUUUCCCAGCUGGAAAUUAACGUAUGUCUACUAUGAUUAAGGAUAUUUAAACUUUGCAAGAAACUAUGCCACUUAAAGCAUUGGGCCUUUCACCCACAGCAGGAGUAAGGCCCUCUGAGGGAUGAUUCCUUGAUUCUAUUUAGACUGAAUGUUCUAGUUUUCAUUGUAUUUUGUCACAAAGACUAAGUAGAAGGAUGAUGGGAGAAAUCCACAGAGUCUGUUUAAUGAACAAGGGAAUUUAUUAGGGGGUAACUCAUUAUAGCACAGGUAUUUAUUGUAGGGUCCAGGAAAGCUGAACUAUGUCCCAUGCUGAUCUUCCAAGAUCUGCCUGGUUAGUCCCAGCAUCCAAAACCAUGAGGGAUUGAAGAGAAUACCGCCUAUAUGCAUCCCAGGUCUUAAGGGUCCCCCAACCCACCCCAGCGGCCAUGCCCCAGGGGCAUGUACUUCAAGGUCAUAGGCAGGUGUAACAGUUACCUGUUGUUACCUCACUAGGGGGUGGUGCUUCAAGGUCAUAGCUAGAACAGCUAUCCACUACAGAAAGGAACACUGUCACCAACAGAAUCACCAAGUCCAUUCUCAACCAGUAAAGGAAUCAGGCUGCCAAAACAUUAGGAGCCAAUAGCUUGCCAUUCAUUCCAUGGAGUUCUUUUGUUUUGUUUUGUUUUGUUUUUUAUGAAAUUCUUUCCCCUUCAUUGAAAAUUUCCAUGCUUAAUUUUCUUGCUAUUCUUAUGACUUUGCUAUUUCAAAGGAUGGAGGGCUUUUAGAAUUAUUAUUAUUAUUUCAGAAAUUAAAAACAUCUUGGCUAUAAGUAUGGUAGUAGGUUAAAUUCAUGAACUCUGCAUGAAUCACUGAAGUCUUUACAUGGUUAAAACUAGGGAAAGAUUUGACUAGUUACUCUACUGGCCUACAGAAUAUCACCAGGUGAAAUUGACUGUUAACUUACCAGUUGUACCAGAAAAAUGAAUUUAAUAGACAGAGAUAUGGCUCAGUGAGUAAGAAUGAGGACCUCAGUUUGGAUCCCAGUAUCCACAUACAAAUCUGGGUAUGGCCAUGUGCAUCUAUAAGCGUGCUGGGACUUGUUGAGCCACAAACCCAGCAUCAGAUUCAGUGAUAGACCUUGUCUCACAGGAAUUAGGUAGAAAAUUAUUGUCCUUGAUGUCCUGCCCUUGCCUUCUCUCCAAAACCUACACUCCCACCUACACAUGCACCCCUGUCCCAGCAAACACAGGGAUCACGAGGCUAGAGAUGUCAAAGAAACAAGUAGCUAGCCAAGUACUGUUGAAAUAUCAAAGGCCAUCAUGCCCAUUUAAAAACUCGAGGAACCAGAGUAGUCAGAGACACCAAGAGAAGAUGCCCACAGAAUCAAUUGACCGGGACUCAUGGAGGCUUAUACAGAUCCGGGAACCUGUAGGGGUCUGACCUAAGUCCCCAGCAUAUAUUUUUACGGCUGUGUAGCUUGAUACUCUUGUGGGACUCCUAACAGUAGUAGUAGGAGCAGUCACUGACUCUUUUGCCUACUUAUGGGACCCUUUCCUCCUACUGGAUUGCCUCAUCCAUCCUUGAUGUGAUGGUAUGUGCCUGGUCUUAUUGUGACUUGUUACAAUAAGAUGAUGUCCCUGGGAGGCCUACUCUUCUCUAAGGGUGGGGUGGAUGUGGUCUGGGGGAAAGGAGAGGUGGGGAGGAAAGGCUGUGGAGAGGGAAGAGAGAAGAAACUGUGGUUAGGAUGUAAUAUAUGAGAGGAAAAUAAAAAUAAUAAAUUGUACUUGCUGUAUUAAGAAAAAUCUAGCUACAGAUUUGAUUACCUUAUAAUGUAGACAUAUGCUGUAUGCAAUAUAUUUUACCACAUAUCUUUAAAUCCUAUGGUGCUGAUAAAUAAACCUGUAGAUUAUGAAACCCUGAAUUUCAAGUAUUUUGAAAAACCACUCUCAGGAAAGAAUAAUAAUGGGUUGAUUGUGAAAAGUGGUCACAGCCUGUUUUUUUAUACCCUCAUUUUGGAGACAAACGUUGAAUGAAAUUUACUCUUGUACAUUAAUGAUGAGAAUUAUUUUGUUUUUAAGUUUUUAUUAGAGGCAAUGAAUGAACAAGAAGAAAAGUUAACUGAGUUUCUUGGAGUACAACAGAACAAGCAUUCAUAUUUCAAGUUCGUAAAAUGUAGAGUUUAAGAAAAUCUGUCAUUAUACUUGCUCAUCAUGGUGAUUUCCACAGCCAACAAAUGAAACAGGAACACAGAAGAGUAAUAGUAAGGAUAAGGUGGUGUUUAAGAGUCUUGGAGACAUGGAUGUGUUAUUUUUAUGGUUAAACAUAUGCACAAAGAUGAGUGAUAGUCUAAAUCCUUAAAACAUAAAAUUUACAUUCUAACAAAAUGUUACAUUCACAAAACACUGCAUACCCUGUUUUGUUGGAUAACAAAUAAACAUUUUAUUGUGUUACUAUUGA
Peromyscus californicus insignis is the source of this 8063-nucleotide messenger RNA. RefSeq names its product transmembrane protein 229A (gene Tmem229a). The record is from RefSeq and is a predicted model, not a curated record. NCBI's taxonomy places the organism in Eukaryota, Metazoa, Chordata, Mammalia, Rodentia, Cricetidae.